Messenger RNA from Acomys russatus (golden spiny mouse), 1961 nucleotides. RefSeq names its product zinc finger protein 692 (gene Znf692). Gene Ontology annotation, molecular function: chromatin insulator sequence binding. Gene Ontology annotation, biological process: regulation of transcription by RNA polymerase II. The transcript has 12 exons. The coding region runs from base 198 to 1817 and encodes 539 amino acids. The record is from RefSeq and is a predicted model, not a curated record. Gene Ontology annotation, cellular component: chromosome; kinetochore. Lineage: Eukaryota; Metazoa; Chordata; Mammalia; Rodentia; Muridae.
GCUGGCUCCCGGCAGCAAGUCCUAGCUCCAGCCUCCCGACUCCAAGGGGACAGUUUCUUCUUAAAGGAGAAACGGCGGCGGCGCGCGAGGUGGGCCCCGGUUCUCCCGUGGCUCUCGGAGCGAGCACGCGGGACCGGGAGGCGCAGGCGCAGUGUGGCUUAAGGCGGGUUGGGGCGCGCAGCAGGCCCGGGGCGCGCAUGGCCUCUCCGGUGGCAGAUGCAUCCCGCCGGCGGAGGGAGAAGCGCAGACAGCUGGACGCGCGCCGCAGCAAGUGCCGCAUCCGCCUGGGCGGCCACAUGGAGCAGUGGUGCCUCCUCAAGGAGCGACUGGGCUUCUCCCUGCACUCGCAGCUUGCCAAGUUCCUGCUGGACCGGUACACCUCUUCAGGCUGUGUCCUCUGUGCAGGUCCAGGGUCUGUGCCCCCAAAGGGUCUGCAGUACCUGGUGCUCCUGUCUCAUACGCACAGCCGGGAGUGCAGCCUCGUGCCCGGGCUUCGGGGGCCUGGAGGUGGAGACCGGAAGCUUGUGUGGGAGUGCUCAGCAGGCCACACGUUCUCCUGGGAACCUUCUUUGAUUCCUACAUCUUCAGAGAUGCCUACACAGGCCCCCCUCACACACACUCCUGAGGGGACCUGGUGCUCAGAGGCUCGGAGGAAGCAGGAGCCUGAAGGAUUGGGAUGUGAACAGCAGGAGAGCGCUCAAGACACCAGGCUGUCCAGGGGAAUAGAAUCCUCGCUGGAGACCUUCCCGCCCCCAGGAGAGGACCAGGAUGUGGAAGAGGAGGAGGAGGAGGAGGAAGAAGAGGAAGAGGAGCUGCUCAGUGAUGCCAGCCCAUGGACCUACAGCUCCUCCCCAGAUGACAGUGAACCAGAUGUCCCUAGGCCACCCCCAUCCCCUGUUAGCCACACACCUGAGGAGGGAGAGAUCCCGCCAGUGCCUGCAACGCUCCCCACUCCAUGUGCUGUUCAUGCUGCUUCGAGCUCCAUAGCUGCUCUGACAUCAGAUGCUGAGGUGCAGCUGGGACUCAGCAGGACCCCUCAGGCCUCUGCAGAGCUGCAAAUGACUGAGUCUCUGGACAGCCCUGGGAGUCAGGCCCAGUCUGCACCGCACCCGACCUGGGAUGAGGACACUGCCCAAAUUGGGCUCAGGAGAAUUAGGAAAGCUGCCAAAAGAGAGCUGAUGCCCUGCGACUUCCCUGGCUGCGGAAGGAUCUUCUCCAACCGGCAGUAUUUGAAUCACCACAAGAAAUACCAGCACAUCCACCAGAAGUCAUUUUGCUGUCCUGAGCCAGCUUGUGGGAAGUCCUUCAACUUUAAAAAGCACUUGAAGGAACACGUGAAACUACACAGCGACACCCGGGACUACAUCUGUGAAUUCUGUGCUCGUUCUUUCCGCACUAGCAGCAACCUUGUCAUCCACAGACGAAUCCACACAGGAGAGAAGCCCCUGCAGUGUGAGAUAUGUGGGUUUACUUGCCGUCAGAAGGCCUCCCUAAAUUGGCACCGACGAAAGCAUGCAGAGACUGCAGCUGCCCUACGCUUCCCCUGUGAAUUCUGUGGCAAACGCUUUGAGAAGCCAGACAGCGUGGCAGCUCACCGCAGCAAAAGCCACCCAGCCUUGCUCUCAGCACAGGAGUCACCUGGCUCUUUGGGGUCUAGUCCCAAUGUCUCUGCCCCUGAGCCCCUGCAGUCCCCUGAGGGGGUUAGCCUCUGCACCUCUCCUGACUCUAAUCCUGAACCCUUAACAGCCAUCUCUUCACCUGGGGUACCAGACCUCAGGGACACAGAGAAAAGUCAGGUGAUGGUCCCCAGGAACUAGGGUAUUGGAAUGCAGUUGAGGGUAGGGCACGGCUGGGUUCCAGAUACCUGUUUUAGCCUUCAAGGAAACAAUAAAUGGCAUUUUACACAAGUGUGAGCAGAGUAUAUGCUUCUGUGCUACAGAUGUUAGGAUCUUGGAGUCUUU